Molecule: messenger RNA, 853 nt
Organism: Camellia sinensis
Lineage: Eukaryota; Viridiplantae; Streptophyta; Magnoliopsida; Ericales; Theaceae
Product: early nodulin-like protein 15
Cellular component (GO): plasma membrane
Molecular function (GO): electron transfer activity
Source: RefSeq, a predicted model, not a curated record
UCUCUCUCUCUCUCUCUCUCCCUCCCUCCCUCCCUCCAAGAAGCUAAGCAGUGUCCAUGGCUGGUUUUGCAAGAGCUGUGUCUUCUUCUUCUUCUUCAUUGGUUAUUCUAUUGUUGGUCUUCUUGGCAAGAACCAGCUUAUCAGAAGCCAGAGAGUUCUUGGUUGGAGGGAAGACAGAAGCGUGGAAUGUUACUUCUUCCUCCUCUCAUCACUCUCCUGAUUCUCUCAAUCAAUGGGCCGAAAGCUCCCGCUUCCUCAUUGGUGACUCUCUUGUUUGGAAUUAUGACAGCAACAAAGAUUCAGUACUGCAAGUGAGCAAGAGAGACUAUGUGACCUGCAACACUUCGAGCCCCAUUGCAGAGUUCAAGGACGGCAACACUAAGGUGAGACUCGACAAAGCAGGACCAUUCUACUUCAUUAGCGGAGCCGAGGGACACUGCGAGAAGGGACAGAGGCUGAUUGUUGUGGUCAUGUCUGAGAGACAUAGGAGGCACUUGGGAAUUGCUCCGGCACCAUCUCCUGCUGAGUUCCAAGGUCCAGCCAUUGCACCAACUAGCGGUGCCACCAGGUUCCAGGGCGGUUUAGUGGUGGUGACAUUGGUUGUUUUGUCUGGGUUGGGUUUGAUGUGGUGAGGGGUUUUGGGGGUUCCUCAAUAUUUUUAAUUCAGUGCUAUUCAAUUUGAUUUGAUUUAUAUAUUUGAUGCAUGGAGAGAAAAUGAGACGUAUUUUUUGGGGGCAAUGAUUUGAUUUUCUAUGUAUGUGGGUUGACACUAGAUGAGGUUCAGCUACACAACUAAAAUUCAAUAUGAAUUCAUUUAUUUAUUUAAUGUGCAGUGCCUUUUUAUUUGGGUAAA